Molecule: messenger RNA, 1593 nt
Organism: Penaeus monodon (black tiger shrimp)
Lineage: Eukaryota; Metazoa; Arthropoda; Malacostraca; Decapoda; Penaeidae
Cellular component (GO): chitin-based extracellular matrix
Molecular function (GO): structural constituent of chitin-based larval cuticle
Source: RefSeq, a predicted model, not a curated record
ACCAUCGGCAUGAGAGGCAGCAGUAUCUAACAGCCAACAUGAAGUUCCUGAUCAUCGCCGCUGUGGCCGCCGUGGCCGCCGCCGUCCCCCAGGGAUACGGCGCCCCCCCACCUCGCUACGAUUCCAGCGAGGAGAUCGCCAUCUUGAGGGACGAGCGCGUGAUCGAGGACGACGGAAGGUACAACUUCGACAUGGAGACUGCCAAUGGCAUCAAGGUGUCAGAGCACGGCACUCUCGGAGAGAAGGGAACCAUUAACAGCGCCGGUUCCUUCUCAUACACCGCUCCUGACGGCACUGACGUCCAUCUCCAAUUCGUUGCUGACGAGAACGGCUUCCAGCCUCAGGGCGCCCACCUGCCCGUGGCCCCCGCGUUCCCCCACCCGAUCCCUCAGUUCGUCCUCGACCAGAUCGCCUUCGCCGCUGAGGAGGACGCCCGUAAUGCCAAGAGACCCUCAGCCACCUAUGGCGCCCCUCAGAACAAAUAUAGUCAUGACGGUAAUUCCUAUGCAUUGAUCCUUGCCGCUCUGGCCGCCGUGGCCGCCGCAGACACACAAGGAUAUGGCGCUCCCCCGCCUCGCUAUGCCUCCAGCGAGGAAAUCGCCAUCUUGAAAGACGAGCGCGUGAUCGAGGAUGACGGAAGUUACAACUUCGACAUGGAGACUGCCAACGGCAUCGUGGCAUCAGAGCACGGCACUCCAGGAGAGAAGGGAGCCAUCAACAGCGCCGGAUCCUUCUCAUACACCGCUCCUGACGGCACUGACGUCCACCUCCAGUACGUUGCUGACGGAAACGGCUUCCAGCCUCAGGGCGCUCACCUGCCCGUGGCCCCCGAGUUCCCCCACCCAAUCCCUGACUUUGUCCUCGAGCAGAUCGCCUUCGCCGCUGAGGAGGACGCACGUAACGCCAAGAGGCCCUCCGUUGGUUACCACUUCCAGCCUCAGGCCUUCCACCUAUUAGUGUCUCCUGAGUUCCCCGACCCAAUGCCUUUGUUCGUCCUUGAUCAUUGGGCAAAGGCUGCAGAGAAGGAUGCCCGCAAUGCCCAGAUGCACUCCUUUGAUAAUCAUCUCAUGCAGCAGUCUCUAAACAACAUGAAGUUCCUGAUCAUCGCCGCUCUGGCCGCCGUGGCCGCCGCAGACACACAGGGAUACGGUGCUCCUCCGCCUCGCUACGGCUCCAGUGAGGAAAUCGCCAUCUUGAGGGACGAGCGCGUGAUCGAGGACGACGGAAGGUACAACUUCGACAUGGAGACUGCUAACGGCAUCGUAGUGUCAGAGCACGGCACUCCCGGAGAGAAGGGAGCCAUCAACAGCGCCGGAUCCUUCUCAUACACCGCACCCGACGGCACCCCCAUCACCCUGCAAUUCGUAGCCGACGCCAACGGAUUCCAGCCCCAGGGCGCCCACCUGCCCGUGGCCCCCGCGUUCCCUCACCCGAUCCCUCAGUUCGUCCUCGACCAGAUCGCCUUCGCCGCUGAGGAGGACGCCCGUAAUACCAAGAGGCCUUCAGCUACCUACGGUGCCCCUCAGUAAUUGUAUUUUUAUAGUAAGACUUUGUAUAUAUAAGAAUAUUUAUACUAGAAUAAAAUAUUUAUUG